GCAAUAUAAAAAAAUCACACUAAGAUGACUGGAAUUUGAAGCCGUCAAGCAAGUUGUCUGUACAAAUAGUAAAUUAUUAUUUAUUUACCUAAAUGGAAAGCAUUUAGCCGGAAAUUUUAAAUAUAAUGUAUUGUACAUUCUUUUGUGAUAAAGCAUGGUGUGUAUGUUCGUGGAGAUAUUUUCGGUGAGCAAAACGACACGUAAUUUGCCGGGAGAUCAUCGCGAUAAAUUACAGUCUGCACAGAGACCAUAGUCUGCGGGCACUGCACACUGGGAAGACGUGGAUGUGGAGAGGCCUGCAGCGAUAAAGUAAGAAACCAUGGCCGAAGACCCGCAGAGAAACUUUCGCUCAGCUUAUUACGAGAAAGUAGGGUUCCGGGGAGUGGAAGAGAAGAAAUCUCUGGAAAUCCUUCUGAAAGAUAACCCCCUCGAUGUUGAGAAACUCUGCACGUUCAGCCAGCGCUUCCCCCUCCCCUCGAUGUACCGUAUUCACGUAUGGAAGGUGCUCCUCGGCAUCCUGCCCCCCCACAGCGAGUCCCACGCCCUGGUGGCGGGGUACCGGAGGGAGCAGUACGCGGACGUGCUGGAGGCGCUGCAGGUGAUGCGUUUCCUGCACGCGGCCACGCCCCAGGUGGAGGUGUACCUGCGCGUGUUUCAGCUGGAGGCGCAGGAGCUCCCGCGCAGCUCCGAGCUCAGCCCGCCGGAAGAACAGGACGAGGACUUCCUGGCCAUAGCCAAAGCCAUGGAGGAGAUAGUGGACGACCCCGUGGACUGCUAUUGGCUGAUCAAGUGCUUCGUCAAUCAGUUCAACAGCAGGUUCGGAGACUCCAUACCACACCUGCCCAAGAGUCUGGAGCACUACCUGAGCCUGGAGGACGGCCGGCUGCUGGCCCACCUGCGGUCCUGCGGCGCCCUGAGGAGGCUCCCGUACGGCCUGUGGUUCCGCCGCUGCUUCGCCGGCUGCUUCCCGGAGUCCAGCCUGCAGAGGGUUUGGGACAAGGUGAUCAGCGGGUCCUGUAAGAUCCUGGUGUUUGUCGCCGUGGAGGUCCUGCUGAGCUACAAGAUCAUGCUGAUGGGCAUGAGCAAGCCCGACGCCAUCGUCCACUUCCUGAGCAGCAUGCCGCAGGAGAACACGGACGCCAUAGUGACCAAAGCCAUCGACCUGUGGCACAAGUACUGCGGGACUCCAAUGCAUUCUGUGUAACCAUAGCAACCCCCUGCACCCAGCACGACUCACUGGAGUUCCUCCUGCCUGGGUUACAAGACAGGGGCUGUGACAAGAUUUUGUAACAUCGGUUACACCUUUGGGUCAUGACCUCAGGGUCGAACUGUUCUGUGUGUGUGUGUGUGUGUGUGUGUGUGUGUGUGCAUGCGGAGAGGCAGUCCUAUUGCUGCUGGGAUGGACAGGGUGUUAAAUUUGUUGUACAUAGUGUAUGCAGAUCAUUAUUUAUUGUCUGAAGAAACAUGGGUACACUCUUGCAUUCAUUGUGACAUCAUAGAGCCCGGAUGUUUGCUGCACAUUCAGCCGUGAGUGCCUCACUCCUGGGCAUCGUGAGCAUUCAUUAUGACAUCACAGAGCCCGGAUGUGUGCUACAGAGUCGCUCCUGGGCAGCACGAGCAUUCAUUGUGACAUCACAGAGCCCGGAUGUGUGCUACAGAGUCGCUCCUGGGCAGCACGAGCAUUCAUUGUGACAUCACAGAGCCCGGAUGUGUGCUACAGAGUCGCUCCUGGGCAUCAUGAGCAUUCAUUAUGACAUCACAGAGCCCGGAUGUGUGCUACAGAGUCACUCCUGGGCAGCACAGCAUUCAUUGUGACAUCACAGAGCCCGGCUGUUCGCUGCGCGCUCCAGGCUAAGAGCCUCCCUCCCGGGCUUAACGAGCAGCUGCUGGACCACAGGCCCCUGCUGCUCCACACGGCGCUGCUGUGCAGGGCAUCGCCUGCGGGGUAAAUCUGCGGGUUACGCAACGCGGCGUACCUCUACGCCCUCCUCCCGUGGCCGAGCGAGCGUGACGGGAGCGGGGCGGCCGGGUUCGACGCGCGAGGCCGACCCCGGCCUGACCCCGCUGGGACGGGCCGCCUCUCCAUCUGCGUCACGCGCAGCUUUUUUACCGACUCUGGCCUUUCGGCUCGAGCAGCGCUGAACACGCCCAGGGCGGCGUCGUGCUAGAACCCCCCCCCACCACCACCACCC
Messenger RNA from Anguilla anguilla (European eel), 2192 nucleotides. It is a transcript of the gene tbc1d7, whose product is annotated as TBC1 domain family, member 7. Gene Ontology annotation, molecular function: GTPase activator activity. Bases 320 to 1204 code for a protein of 294 amino acids. NCBI's taxonomy places the organism in Eukaryota, Metazoa, Chordata, Actinopteri, Anguilliformes, Anguillidae. The record is from RefSeq and is a predicted model, not a curated record. The transcript is spliced from 8 exons. Gene Ontology annotation, biological process: activation of GTPase activity; negative regulation of TOR signaling.